GUUUGUCCCGCUUCUUGUUCCCUCUGCAUUUCUAAGCUCACACACCUUUCAGCCCUUGAUUCCCGAUCCCGUCAUCAUCACCAUUUCCUUUUUUUAAUUGCUCCCCGAAUCCCUGCCACACUCUCUCGUAUCUUCCAUCUCACUCUCGAUAUCCCUCCCCCGAACGGUUUUGUCGAUAAAUACCUUCGCCCUGGCCUCAUCAAUCCGUUCCUCGUCCCGCACAUUGCAGCGCACCCUACUCGCCACAGCAACAGCAGCGAUCAAGAAGCCAGCCCCUCGUCGUGUUUUUCACAGCAAACAACCAACAAACCCCCGCUUCUUCUCAACGACCCCCGCCAACCACUUUUCACAGACCCGAACGAAAAUGGGUGUCCACAACCUUGCAGAGUACGUAGCCUACCAUCAGGCCAAGCUGCGUGAAGAGCGAGCUCGGGAUGAUGCCCCUCGUCCCUCUAACCCCCCGAGACACGGCGUUGACCAAAUCCACAGCAAAUCCUCCUUCAAGACCUCGGUCUACGAGGCCGGCGCCGGCAAGCUCGUCGUCGUCGACUGCUUCGCGACCUGGUGCGGACCUUGCAAGGUCAUCGCCCCCGAGGUCGUCAAGUUCUCCGAGUCGCCCGAGUUCAAGGACAAGGUCGACUUUUACAAGAUCGACGUCGACGAGGUCCCCGACGUCGCCCAGGAGCUCGGCGUCCGCGCCAUGCCCACCUUUAUGCUCUUCAAGAACGGCGAAAAGGUCGGCGAGGUCGUCGGUGCCAACAAGAGGGCCCUCGAGCAAGCCAUCAAGGAAAACUUGUAGGCACGUUACCGCCGCUUCUCCUCCUCGCGGCGGCCGCCCCAGUCAGGUGACGAAAAUUUGAACAAUGAUGGAAUAGAACCAUCACUGUUCCUGAAGGGUCAAUGCCAAGUCAGUGACUCUUGGUCGUCGACGUUUGCCCAAAACGACGGUGGCUGGCGGUCGUGGUGCAAGACCCCGGGGGAAGAGAUUUCGACAAUUUCAAAAAUCACAAAAACACAAAGGCAAAAAAAAAGGAAUUGCACCGCACAGUGACAAGGAUGGGAUGGAUCGGAACCACCACCCGGGAGAAUCUGAACACAGAACAAACGAAUGCUGUGAAACGCAUCACCAGCAGCGCCAACAUGGGUCUAGUCAGUUUUCCAAGAAUAGCGCAAAUCUGAAAACAAUGACAAUGUCAAACAAAAGACAA
Messenger RNA from Exophiala oligosperma, 1208 nucleotides. RefSeq names its product thioredoxin. Bases 365 to 799 code for a protein of 144 amino acids. Gene Ontology annotation, molecular function: protein-disulfide reductase activity. The transcript has a single exon. The record is from RefSeq and is a predicted model, not a curated record. NCBI's taxonomy places the organism in Eukaryota, Fungi, Ascomycota, Eurotiomycetes, Chaetothyriales, Herpotrichiellaceae.